AUGUCGCCGAGCGUGUACGUCGAGCUACCCAGAAGAACUGCCAAGCGGCGCGCCGAGGUCGUGCCGGACGCGGCCGAGGCGGGCCCGUCGCGCCCAUGGCCCAAGACGCGUCGGACCGCCAGCCACGCAGAGAGCAGUAGCGAUACCGACGAAUACGAUAUCAAGAGCGAGCAGCCCUCGCGGGGCGACGAGAACGCCGAGGCGGUCGAGAGUGACGAGAGUGAGGACAAGCCGCGCCUCGACGACGCGAACGCCCAGCCGCGCACCAGGCGGCGCAGGCGGCGCGACGACGGCGAGCCGCGUGUCCGGCGCCAGCGCCAGCCUCGGGCCAGACGGCAGCGGCGGCGCAGGCACGACGACGACGAUAACGACAGUUAUGGGGAAGAGGACGACGAACAGCCCCCUGCGCGGCGGCGUCGGGCGAGGCGACGGCGCGCGUUCGACGCGCACGCCGACGACGAUGACUACGAUGACGGCGGAGGCGGCGGCGUCGCUGGGCCAGUGGGCAUCCGUACCAAUCCCAACGGGGACCAGUACAUCCAGCUCGCACCCUACCGCCACGUCACGCUGCGCGUGUGGCAGGGCGAGACGUAUGUCGAUAUCCGUAAUUUCUACAGGGACCGAAGCGGCGAGCUCGCGCCGACGACCAAGGGGAUCAGUCUCACGCCCGAGCAGUGGGCUCUGCUGCGGGACAAUGUGGGCCUCGUGGACGAGAUGCUGGGCGCGGCGGUGGGUAUCCAUCUGUAGACUCGGACAGCACUGC
Messenger RNA from Vanrija pseudolonga, 763 nucleotides. It is a transcript of the gene SUB1, whose product is annotated as Activated RNA polymerase II transcriptional coactivator p15. Gene Ontology annotation, cellular component: nucleus; transcription regulator complex. Gene Ontology annotation, biological process: positive regulation of transcription initiation by RNA polymerase II. Lineage: Eukaryota; Fungi; Basidiomycota; Tremellomycetes; Trichosporonales; Trichosporonaceae. The record is from RefSeq and is a predicted model, not a curated record. Gene Ontology annotation, molecular function: transcription coactivator activity; DNA binding. The transcript has 4 exons. Bases 1 to 747 code for a protein of 248 amino acids.